Molecule: messenger RNA, 1187 nt
Organism: Brassica oleracea var. oleracea
Lineage: Eukaryota; Viridiplantae; Streptophyta; Magnoliopsida; Brassicales; Brassicaceae
Product: homeobox protein HD1-like
Exons: 5
Coding region: 139-1020 (293 amino acids)
Biological process (GO): regulation of DNA-templated transcription
Cellular component (GO): nucleus
Molecular function (GO): DNA binding
Source: RefSeq, a predicted model, not a curated record
AGCUUUUAUAUAAGUUGAUUUCUUCCGAUCUCUCUCCCUAUUUCUAUGUCUAUGAGCUAAUCGUACAGACAAAACGGGUUCAAGAAGUAGGGUUCUCAAGACAAAACCGUGUCUCGCUCUGUGUCUUCGAUCAAGAAUAUGGAAGAAGCAACGUUAGGUAUGAUCGGACCCACAGUAGGCGGAGGAGACGGAGAAGCAGCCGUGGCGGCGGAGCAGAAUAGACAAAUGAAAGGUGAGAUAGCGUCACAUCCCAUGUACGAGCAAUUAUUGGCCGCACACGUGGCAUGUCUGAGAGUGGCAACUCCUAUCGAUCAGCUUCCGAUCAUUGAAGCUCAGCUUUCUCACUCUCAUCGUCUUCUCCGUUCUUAUGCUUCCAUAGCCAUUGGAUUCUCGCAUCACGAUCGUCAAGAGCUCGACAAUUUCUUGGUACAGUAUGUAAUGGUGUUGUGUAGCUUCAAAGAACAGCUUCAACAACACGUGAGGGUUCAUGCCGUCGAAGCUGUGAUGGCUUGCCGUGAAAUUGAGAAUAACCUCCAUUCUCUCACAGGAGCUACAUUAGGAGAAGGGUCCGGUGCGACGAUGUCCGAGGACGAGGAAGAUCUCCACAUGGAUUUCUCAUCGGAUACUUCCGGCGUUGGUUUUAGCGGCGGACACGAUAUGACGGGAUUUGGUCCAUUGCUUCCGACUGAAUCUGAAAGAUCUCUUAUGGAAAGAGUCAGACAAGAACUUAAACUCGAACUUAAACAGGGUUUUAAAUCGAGAAUUGAAGAUGUAAGAGAAGAGAUAAUGAGGAAAAGAAGGGCUGGGAAAUUGCCUGGAGACACAACCACUGUCUUGAAAAAUUGGUGGCAACAACAUUGCAAGUGGCCUUACCCUACUGAAGACGACAAGGCAAAAUUGGUGGAGGAGACAGGAUUACAGUUGAAGCAAAUCAACAAUUGGUUCAUUAAUCAACGCAAGAGGAACUGGCACAACAACUCUCAUUCCCUCACUUCCUUGAAGUCCAAGCGCAAACACUAAUCUCUUCUUACUAAUUAGUAUAUAGUUACCACUAUAGUUUCAUAUACGAACUAGUUACAUUGCGAAUGCUGUUCAUGUAUUUGGUAAUAACGAGGUGUGAUUAUCAAUAUCAUAUACUCACUUUAACUUAUUUUACAUCGCAACUACUAAAUGGUUUCUGCUUUGAA